Doryrhamphus excisus (bluestripe pipefish) is the source of this 3472-nucleotide messenger RNA. Its product is annotated as cerebellar degeneration-related protein 2-like. The record is from RefSeq and is a predicted model, not a curated record. Lineage: Eukaryota; Metazoa; Chordata; Actinopteri; Syngnathiformes; Syngnathidae.
CCGAGGAGAGGACGGAAACAGGAACCACAGUAGUGUGCAAGAAUAAGACAGGAGCUGCCCUUCUGGAGGAGGAUCACGUCGGAGUUCUUCACACAUGCUAAGCUCAGGGACAAUGGAUGAAUUCGUUACCGAAGAAGAAGAGCCUUGGUACGACCAGCGGGACCUGGAGCAGGACCUGCACUUGGCUGCGGAGCUUGGAAAAACAUUGCUGGAAAGGAACAAGGAGCUGGAGGACUCCCUGCAGCAGAUGUACAUCACCAAUGAAGAGCAAGUGCAAGAAAUUGAGUACCUAUCAAAGCAGUUAGAAGUCCUCCGGGACAUGAAUGAGCAGCAUGCAAAAGUAUACGAGCAGCUGGAUGGAACGGCAAGAGAGCUCGAACGCACCAACCAAACACUUGUGAUUAACAGCAAGGCCUCGCAGCAAAAGAUCGAGAGGUUAACAGGGACCAUUGAGACGUUGCAGAAUCAGGUGGAGUCCCUCACAGGACAGGUGGAUCAGCUUCGCUCCAUGGAAAAGCUGAGAGUCAAGAGGGAGAAGAGGGAAAGACGCAAGACCAUUCACUCCUUCCCUUGCCUGAGGGAACUUUGCACGGCACCCAGGUACGAGGAUGACUUUGUGGUGGGCAGGGCUGAAAGCUUCUCUGUGGAGGCGAAGCGUCAGCCGUUUGAAGAGGAGAACCAGCACCUGAGGGAGGCCGUGUCGGCUCUACGAGCGGCUAUCCGGACGGAGAGGGGUCGUCGAGAGGGUGUGGAGAAGGAGUGCAACUUGCUACUCGCUGAUUUCUCUCGUCUGCAAACACGUGUGCAGGAUGCUGAGAGCUGCCAGGCGAGGGUGCGGGAGUUGGAGGUGGAGCUGCAGGAGCUGCAGCAGCUCCGCCGCGCCCGAACUUUCCUCCUUGGAAACGAAGAUGACGGCGUCACACUCACCCAGACCGUUCUCAACAACACCCCGGAGACUGACACCUUCCUGGAGGGUGAUGUCUUGGAAACGGGAGGAGGCGUGAGAGAAGAGGCGGACGGAGGAACCGGCGUGGGUGGGGAAACGCUUCCCGAGUCAAACCCUGUGAGGAAAAGCUGCAGCGACACUGCGCUCAACGCCAUUGUUGCUCGGGAUGCAUCCGGCCGCAGGAGAGGAAGCUACGCUCUCCACGCCAACAGUGUGAGGAAGCGAGGCAUGUCCAUCCUCAGGGAAGUGGAUGAGCAGUAUCACGCUUUACUGGAGAAAUACGAGGAGCUGUUGGGAAAAUGUCGACGCAACGAGGACAGCCUCUGUCACGCCGGGGUCCAGACCUCCCGACCCGUCUCUCGGGACCCUUCCAUGAAGGACUGCGCCAUGGGCCACACCCCUGCGCCGCCACCGACCCCCACCCAGUCCCCCUCAACACCGGAGGCCAUUGAGAUGAUUGGCAAGCAAGUGGAGGCGGUGGAUAAGCGUCUGGGACAGAACACUCCAGAGUACAAGGCUCUCUUCAAGGAGAUAUUCUCUCGGAUCCAGAAAACCAAGAUGGAUAUUAAAGCUACCAAAGCUGCUAAAUCCAGUAAAUCUAGCAAAUCGGGCAAAUCUAGUAAGCAGUGAAGUGUCAACAAUAUCAGUAUAUAAUGUAUUUACUGUGGAAAAACAUCAACAUAGUUCAGUCUUGUAGCUAGAAUGGCGUUUAGUAUUAGAGAUAGGGCUGCAAUUAACAAUUAUUAAUCGGUCGAUUAUUUUUUUUUCGAUUAAUCAAUGAAUUGGAUUAAAAAAAAAACACAUUAUAAAAUUCUGCCUUUUUAUUCAGCAAUCACAAACACCAGAUUCGGCCGUUGAUGGACCAAGUGAAUAUGCAGCAAACACAGCUACGGUUACAAAAGAGGCAAAAGUGGCCAUCACUGUUUUAUGAAGUCAACGCUUCCACAUGGGAAUAUCUUGUUUGGGAAUAUCUUGUUUGGGCUUCAAAGCAAAGAUAACAGGUCCGUUUUCAUGCAUGACUAAGGAAAUGAUCACAAGAUAUUUACAUAUUUAAAUUUUUAAAAAGGGCGGCACAUGGUUAGCUAGUGGUUAGCGCGCAGACCUCACAGCUAGGAGACCAGGGUUCAAUUCCACCCUCGGCCAUCUCUGUGUGGAGUUUGCAUCCGGAUACUCCGGUUUCCUCCCACAUUCCAAAAAACAUGCUAGGUUAAUUGGCGACUCCAAAUUGUCCAUAGGUAUGAAUGUGAGUGUGAAUGGUUGUUUGUCUAUAUGUGCACUGUGAUUGGCUGGCCACCAGUCCAGGGUGUACCCCGCCUCUUGCCCGAAGGCAGCUGGGAUAGGCUCCAGCAACCCCCCUUGUGAGGAUAAGCAGUAGAAAAUGAAUGAAUGAAUGAAUUUUUAAAAAACAUUUAAUCGAUUACCAAAAUAGUUGUCGAUUAAUUGUGUCAUCCAUUAACCAUGGAUUAAUUAGAGUGCGGACCCAAGGCCCAGUUAGAACAGCAUCUUCAUAAAUAUCAACCAGCUCAGUUUUUUGCUUUAUUUAAUGGAACAUUUGUUCUACAGUGACUCAAAUUGAAAAAUAGAAAUACUUAUUACUUAUUUUUAUGUUCCAAUACGCUUUCUGUCCCGUGUCUGAUGAUAACUCGCUCACUUUUGCACAAGUCGUUUACUAGAGGGGUAUGAAGGACAAUACCGCUCUGUAAUGGUUAAUGUGAAUGAUUAAUGUGAAUGGUUAGUUGCAGAAGUUGGUGGUGAACCUAAGGGAUAUUUGAUGGCGUGUGAACAGAAUGUGAAAGCUGCACUCGAAGAAAUGUAACAAUCUUCUCAGACGAUUAUUUUUCACAACGCCUUGGCUUGGAGUCAGCUCCUCCAAACAAGCGUACAAGUCAUGUGAUGCCGUAAUGUCUUGUGAGUCAGUUCUUUAUGACAUAUACUUAUUCUGAAGCGCCUAGCCCUAUAAAUGGCAACUAUUAAGCAUUGUUUUGCUUUUAACGGCGGAUUUCAUCAUUUGUAUAUUAUCUUCAACUAACACUUACUGGAGCCUUACUAGAUGACCCGUUUUCCCAAUGAGAUAGCCCUGUUUGGGUGAUUGCCUAUGUACUGUAUGAAGCUUUGCUACAAUGAAUGUUAUUACUGUGUUGAAAGCAUACCCCUGCACCCACAGCAUAAGCUAAAUGAGUCUGGAAAAUAGUCAAAAUCAUUGAAAUCUGAUGAUAAAAUCAAACCUAAACCUGUGAUGUGUCAACUCAAGUGCAUUUUAAGUACACGAGUGGGGGAACUGUUCCCAACUUGUGUUUUUGUUUUAUUUUUUAUAGUUGGGACAUGCGCAUAUUCAGCAUUUAUUACUUCUGUAUUUAUUCUCUUCAACUUUUUCCCAGCGUUGUAACUUGACACUAAGAAAUGUCGUCAUAUGUUAUGUGCUUUACUUUUUAUUAUACGAUAUAUUCUGUAUUUGUCCAUUAUUGUGACUCACAUUUUAUAUUCAUCUUGUCACAUUAGAUUCACAUUCAUAUUGUUGUCACUCAG